Nematostella vectensis (starlet sea anemone) is the source of this 2548-nucleotide messenger RNA. RefSeq lists its product as uncharacterized. The coding region runs from base 442 to 2307 and encodes 621 amino acids. The transcript has 28 exons. The record is from RefSeq and is a predicted model, not a curated record. NCBI's taxonomy places the organism in Eukaryota, Metazoa, Cnidaria, Anthozoa, Actiniaria, Edwardsiidae.
UUGUAAACAGAGCGGAUACAAGGCAUGAACAAACUAACCAAUAACUUCAUGAGUUUACAGUCACGUGAUGACAUUCUAGAAAUUCCUAGGUGCCGCCUGGAAUUUCUGUCCUAAAAAAUUGAGAUAAAUAAAAUGAUGUCACCCUUCAUUUUGACGGGAUGCUCCUAUAAUUUCUACAAUAUGUUGGUGGUAUUUUUUUUCUUGUAAGAAACUUCUUGAAAGCGUUUUCUCGUUUUGUGUUCGUAAUUCCCGCCAAAGUUUUGGCGGGAAUUAAUUUGUCGCGCGCGCGCCAACUGGGUUUUCCCGCCAUUUUGCUAUUUGUCGUCAUAUUCUGUGUUCAUUCACCGUAGAGAAACUGCAUUCUAGAGGGGUUGAAACAUUUAAAAGUUUGAGAAAACUAAGCUACAUUUUUACGGCUAAGCGAGUACUUAGUUAACAACAAUGGCAACAGCGCAGAUGGUUAGAAAUGAAUCCAAAACAGUCAGUUGGUCAAGCAUUUUUCCACCAGAACAAGUCACAGAACAACAGUCAGUGUUGUUUGUAAAGAAGCUACUUGCAGUUGCUGUGUCAAGUGUAUCUUAUUUGAGGGCAAUCUUCCCAGAGCAUGCAUUUGGUGACAGGCGUCUAGAAGAUUUGAAUCUAAAGAUUUUGAAGGAUGAUAGUGCCUGCCCAGGUGCCUGUCAAGUGAUUCAAUGGAUAAAAGGAUGUUUUGAUGCUCUGGAUAAGAAAUAUCUCAGGAUGAUUGUGAUUGGGAUUUAUGCUGAUGCUGAUGACCCCGAUACUAUUAUUGAGUCAUAUACAUUCAAGUUUACCUAUAACAAAGAGGGAAUGAGCAUUUUUCGCAAUGGCAAUAAAAUAGCAAGUGCCUACACUGAAGCUGAGACAAAGAAAGCAACCAUCAGACUUCUGAGAACAAUCAUCAUCUUGACACAGACCCUGACAUCACUUCCAGACGAUGUCAUGAUGAGUAUGAGACUGUACUACUAUGAUGAUGUAACCCCUUCAUCUUACCAGCCUCCAGGAUUCACGGAGGCUACUAGCAGUGCGUUUGAAUUUGCUGAUGAGCCAAUGAACAUUAAAGUUGGAGAUGUCUCUACGCCCUUCCACACGGUUAAGCUACGGAUAAAGACCGAGCUUCACCAAUUUGAGCUGAAGGAGGAUGACGAGGAAGACGAUACGACAGGCGUGGAUGCUGGCGGGCUUAUUAGAAACAACGCGGAUGUUGAUGAGGGGAUGGAGGAAGACUCCCAGAUGCCACUAGAUCACACGGAUAACACGCCUGUGACGCAUUUCCGCGAAUUCGGAGCCGUGGAUGACCACACCCCGCCGACAACUCUCACUGAGACUACUAGAAAAAGCGCCAAGCGUCAGAAUGACUCUCAGCAGAUUGUACCCGAUGGGAUGGAGUGUGACAAGGUGCCAAUAGAAAGCCCAAAUACACCAGGUCUGAGAGGGACUGCAGGUGGUGUAAGUACUCGUGCUUCAAGCCAGCCAUCCGGGGAGACCCCCAAUAUCGAGGAAGACAUGCAAAAGACCGACGAUACUGUCAGUUGUGCGUGUGGCUAUAACGAGGAUGACGGUUUGAUGAUCAUGUGCGGAAUCUGCAAGUUUUGGGAGCACGCCGUCUGUUAUGGAAUUCUCCAAGAAGAACAGGCUCCGGACUUCCACGUUUGUGCGAAAUGCUGCAGGAAACCGGGACAGCCACAAUGCACGGAUGCAUUACUUGGCGAGCUUGGCUCAGUAGAGCUCCAGGCUGCAGCGUUAUGGAGACGUGCGUUGCUAGCAUGCAGCGAGAUGAGCAGAAUUCUACCUACCACAAUGUCACGCCGACUUGGUGUGGAGAUGACAGUUGCUCAUGGUUUGGUUAACAAGCUGGAAAAGGAAGGCUUUGUUCGUUCAGCAGCGAAAGGAAAAAGACUGGGCAAGAUAGUGAACAAGACAAUGCUCAAAGAGGAGGAACUGAAAGAGUACAUAAAGAAGCCAAAAGUGUCAGACAAACACUUAAGCAACACGCAAUCACAGAACACCGGGACCCGACAAACAGCGCAAAGCAUUGAUAGCAUCACAGAGAAAGCUUCAAUGAUGGAUGUGUCCGGACGCCGAAGAACCAAGAGAAAUACGGAUGCCGACGAAAAAGACACUGAUUCACCAACAAAGCAGAAGAAAAAGGGUGGAAAACGAGCGAUAUCAGCUUUAGACAAGACGAAAGAGUUUGAUAUUUCUGACAGCCAAGAAGCCUUCCAAGACUGCGAUGCCCCAGCAAGAAAGAGGAAAUCCAGCAUCUCAACCAAAGCAAUAUUGGUGUAAACCACAUUAAUAUCUAAAAAGCACUAAGUCUAUUUUUGUUGCAGUAUUUUAUUUACCAAAUUAUAGCGAGGAUGCUGUUAUAAAUUCGGAGCAGGCCCCUCCUGAACAGAAUUAUUUAUUGAACAGAAUUAUUUAUUGGAUAAAUGUUUCUUGAAUCGAAUUUUCUUGUAUAAUUUUCUUACCGAUUAUGUUACAAUUAUGAUACAAUUAUUGACAAGGACAAUAAGUAAUUAUCAAAGUU